Bubalus bubalis (water buffalo) is the source of this 1939-nucleotide messenger RNA. RefSeq lists its product as uncharacterized. NCBI's taxonomy places the organism in Eukaryota, Metazoa, Chordata, Mammalia, Artiodactyla, Bovidae. The record is from RefSeq and is a predicted model, not a curated record. Bases 1 to 1053 code for a protein of 350 amino acids. The transcript has 2 exons.
AUGUACAGGGUCCCCAGGGCCCUGCGGCACUGGGCCAGGGACAGCUCAUCCCCAGUUUCUGCAGGUGCAACCUGGGCCCCCUUGCCUCAGGCUGCCUUACAAAAUGCCGCUGCUCUCACUACGGCCCUUGACAGCAGCAACGGCCAACUCCCCCAGUUGGGUGGGUGUGCUGCAGACCCAACCCCAGAAGCCCAGUCCCCUCCACCAGCACUCCCAAUCCUGACACUGCCGGUGCUAGCCCGACGGUGUGACGUCUCAGCCUCGCCCUCCCACCCCACCCAUCCCAGGAAACUUGGGGAACCCUCACUCAGGAGGCAGGUCAUGUGGGCCAGUUUGUGUGCCGCCAGCAGGGAACAGGAAAGCUCAGAGACCUAUCAGGCCCCCAGCAGAUGGCCCCAUGGUCACAUGCUCUCCUGCCAGGGCCGUUUGGUAGGUCUCACCCAGUUGAGACAGGCGGCCACCCAUGUGCCUUUCCCACUCAGGACCUGCUGCAGGUGGCGUCUGGGCCAGGGCUGGUCUCCAGACGGAGUGCAUGACAUUUCAAUAAAAGGUGUGACCCAGCGUGGCUCUAGGACUGCUUCUGGAAGGGCAGGGGAGCUCGCCUCCCUCACCUCUGCUCCACUCCCAGGGCAGCCAGGCUCCCGGGGUGGGAAGCCCUCGGGAGUGGGAGGAGCAAGAAGGGCAGACUUAGCAGGUGUCUGGACUCAUGCAUCCUCACUGGCAGGGAAGCGAGGCCCUGAGAGGUGCAGGUGGCAUCAGGAUCCAGAGGUCUGCUGGCUGCGCCUGUGCCUCCUCCCAGGCUCGGGCCCCUCUGACCGAGGUUACGGUCAGGCCUCCAGCACCAGGCUCCCCUCGCUGGGAGCAGCUGGACAGGGGGGCCAGGAGGAGAAUGUCAUGUCAUGUCAUCUGCCCCUCUUCCCCCAGGAACCCUCUCCGGGCUUCUGUCCAGCGGGGGAGGCAGAGCACUCAGGCAGGCCAGGGCCAGCAGCACUUAGGACACACAGGAUGGAGAGCUGCCUGCAUGGAGCCUGGAGCCCGAGGACUCCAGGGUGAAGCAUGUUCCUCUAGGUCCCCUGGGGGGCCCUCUAUGGUCAUGACCAGCUUGGCUUCCAUAGCAGCUCCGUGAGAAACCAGCCACCUCUUGGGAGUCUGCUCACUUUCCUGCCCACAUACGUGUCAGCAGGAUUUCCUCCAAGCAGCAGCUCAGGGGCCUGAGGCCCCUCUAGCCUGCAGAGCUGCCAUCCCCACAGCUGACUGUGUCUAUCUGUGGCACAGGUGGGAUGGGACCUGCUGUGGAGGAGGCUGGGGACAGGUUCUAGGCAUACAAACAAGGAGCCUGCGUGCUGAGGCCUGGAUGGGAAGAAGACAGCACAAGCCCGCUGCGAUCUGGACUUGGGGAGGGCUCUUUGCUCACAGCAUGAGGCAGGGUCCCCUCAAGGCAGCCUGGCUGGCAAGGUGAACCUGGGUGGUUCAAAGCCCGGAGUUAGAUGGCAGGAAAGACCAGCACACACAGCUCUUGGUCUCUGGGUAAAAGAAAGCAAUUUUGUUUUUUUAAACUGAGGUAUAGUUACUAUACAAUUAAAUAAGUUUCAGGUGUUCAAGAUAGUGAUUCAGUUGGCCUGCCCAACACUUCCACAAACAAUGCCCUGUAUUAAAUCCAUUCUGUUUAAAAUACCAAGGGUGGGUUUUUUCCCCCUAAUUAGACACUGACUGUUCCAUUUACAGUUGAGAAAGGUGAUAUUCAGAGAGGAAAUGACUAACCAAAGGCAAACCCAGUAUCUCUCCUGUCACCCUAGUCACGUUACUGGGUCACAACGCUUUGUCCCCAGCUCUUCCUUGCACACUCCUCCUCCAGGCCCAUGCAAAUGCCAUCUCUUGAAAAGACCCCUAACUACCUGUAACCUCCAAGUCAUCUAUUACAUCAUUCUGCUUAAUUUAU